UUAUCUUUUACAUCGUCAUCUGAUUCACAAUAAUAUGUGUUAUAUGCCUCUAUGUAAAUUAAUAGUAAUAAGAAAGAUUUUCAUUAGAUAUGUAAAAUGGUCCGUAAUAUAUGGAACAAGUUUGAAAGAGUUUACAAUUGUUACUUGAUUUAUUUUUAAGCUACUUGCCAAAACGAAACGGAAAAUAAAAAUUGUAAUUUUGAUGUUGUUAUUAAGUUAUUAAUCAUUAUAAACUCUUUACAACUGUGAUCCUCAGAUAUUUAUCUCGACUAAAUUAAACACAUUUACUUGUCGAAAUUCCUUAACCCUUUGUUAAAACAAAUUAUAAUUACAUAUGAAAUAUGCAUAUAAUUUUUUUUUGGGGGGGAGGGUCAUUUUUCAUACUAAUAAUUUGGAACGGGCAAAUCUCAAAAAAUUCUCAGCCAUACACUGCUAUGCCAAAAAUAUCUCCGAAUUUUUUUACAAUUUUUAUUUACCAUUAAAUAAGAAAAAUGGGACAAAAACUAAUAAUUCGAAUUUACCCUCUAUAACUACCCUUGUGGUUGAGAUGGAGGACUGAGAAAAAUCGGUUUAAGGGCACUUUAGACCCCUUUAUCUUGCUAUACCCUUUAUACAUGUGUAUUUCUUUUCAAUGUAAAUUGUGGACUUGAAUCGCACGAUUUCAAUUUACACAGCAUUUUUUGGGGAACCAAUCUAUCGUGUAAAUCGAGAGUUAGCUGUACUUUUAUUUCUGCUGUGUUUGUGAUUUUCAUUCGCAUUCGUUAAGAAUGUCGUGUGUUUUCCGUAUUCUUCAAUAAGAUUCGACACGCUAUCUAGUUACAAUAAAAGCGGUCUAGGUUGAUUUGUUGGCAGAAGAGUAUUUACAUAGUAUGUACAUACGUAUGUGUGAUAAAGAAAGAGCCUGUGUUGUGACUCAAGGGCAGGAAGUUAAUAGACAUUGGUCAAGACAUAGACAAAACGCUGUAAAUUAACCGGGUAUGCGGUAGCACUGUAAACUAUUCUUCCUGCCUCACAUUGUUAGAAUUCUUCCUUCAUAUUACAAAGUACAGCCACCAGAAAAUUUCAGUUCAUGAAUAUUAUUUUUGCAAAUGAAAAAAUUGCUGGCGAAAAAUUCUCUAUAUUGGGUCACUAUGUAGUAAAUACAUCCAUAAAUCGCGCGAAUUAUACUGCCCUUACUGAACGGUAUGGAAACUAAAAUUUCAAAAUCAGUUUAUAAAUAAAAAAGAAUUAUGGUCGAAUUUAGAAGUCUGUUCAAAUUAGGAAACUUUCCCCUACUAUCCAAUAGUGGUUAUUAAAUCAUGAUGUCACCAAAGAAAUGGUCUAAAAACACAUUUGGUUGGGCCAGAGCCGAAGUUUUAGGUGCUUUGGUAAAUGCUGUCUUUUUAGUCGCAUUGUGUUUUAGCAUUACGGUCGAAGCAUGUAAGAGAUUUAUUGAAGUAGAAGAAAUACAUGAAGCUAAAUUACUUGUAGCUGUCGGAGCACUUGGGUUACUAGUGAAUGUAAUUGGGCUGUGUUUGUUUCAUGAACAUGGCAACGCUCAUACACAUUCACACGGUAUAUCUCGAAGCCAGAACAGGCUUAGCUCGUUCGUCGGAACCGACGACAACGAAAACGAUGAAGCUUACAGACCUUCGACACCUCAGGUGAAAAGGACACACGGCCACUCGCAUGACGCCAGUCAAAUGAAUAUGCGUGGCGUGUUUCUUCAUGUACUUUCCGAUGCCUUAGGAUCUGUUAUUGUAAUCGUCUCCGCGUUAAUUGUUUGGUUGACAAAAUGGGAGUACAGAUUUUACAUUGAUCCAGCUCUUUCACUUUUGUUAGUUAUUCUCAUUCUGCGGUCAGUGUGGCCAUUGUUGCAAGAAUCUGCCUUGAUUCUUUUGCAAACUGUACCAACACAUAUUCAGGUUGAUGCUAUUCAACAACGCUUACUCGAAAAUGUCGACGGUGUUUUGGCUGUGCACGAGUUUCAUGUGUGGCAGUUAGCUGGUGACCGUAUCAUCGCUUCCGCGCACAUUAGGUGCAGAAAUUUAUCAGAGUAUAUGAAAAUUGCGGAACAAGUUAAAGAAUUUUUUCACAACGAAGGCAUACAUUCUACGACGAUACAGCCAGAAUUUAUUGAUUACCAAUCUAAUAGUGAAAUUAAGGAAACACCAACAGAAGAUUGUGUACUAGACUGUCCAAAAACCGACAAGCCUUGCAAUCAUGCGACCUGUUGUGGUCCCUCUAAACAGGGCCGUGAAACUCCUUCGCCCGGAGAAACACCGUAUAUGUGCAGACAACGGAAUAGUCUUGCACGCUCGACUGGCUCUAUGAGAGGAACCGAACAACAAGAGGUAAACGAAAUGGAACGCGGACAUUUACUAUCGCUGCCUGUCUCGCAUAAUUCCGUCCAACUUCCACAUUCUCAAGUUAAUACAUCAGUUGUCUAAAUUAUCAUUCGUAUUAUCCAUACCUACCUCUAUAACAAAAAAAUCUGCGGCGCGUUACAAUGUUAUUAUAAAAAAAUUCAAUAAACUGAUAUACAUUAUAUAUUGUUACGGCUGGGUGUGGACGUUCUUGACACUUUUAUUUAUUUACACUAAUUUGUUCUAUUAUGUAAACUUUAUAUAUACAAUUAUUUACAAAGUUAUUUUAUUAUUUCGCUGUGACGACACAUACCCGAUCUCGACAGCUGUCUGAGGAUGUCUCUUUCUCUUUUGACUGUGUUGUAAUGAAAUAUGUUUUAAGGGGAGAUUCUCAUGUAACAGCAGUAAAAUUAAAUGACUGUUUAAUAUAUGUUCUUCGCUUUUUCAUUUUUUAAAUUAUUAAUUAUUUUGAAAUUAUUAUUUUGCAGAUAGAAAAAUAUUAUUUUAAAUUGCAGUACAUUUAUUUAUUUACCUUCUUUCAGUAUCGUAUAAAGUUUGUGUACAAUUGUUUGUGUCUUCGUCAAUGAUGUUAACCGUUAUUGGCCGUCAGUGUCAUUCUUUUUACAACCAUUAGAAUCUAAAAGAUAAAGAAGUUUCUUAAGGUCAAUUUCUGUGGGGACUAUAGCUAUUCCAUCAAAAAUAAAUUUUUCUUGCUAAAUAAGUUGAGUUUAUAUUAAGUUAAUUAUUAGAUGAAUAUUAUAAAUGAAAAAUAAAGUAACGAUCACAGGCAUAAUCUCUGCAGAAAUGUAUAACGAAUAAAAUUAAUUUUCUUUGAAAUUGAUGAUUUAAUUUGUUGUUAAGUUAUUGUGCAUAUCAAUUUAAAAAACAUAGUUUUGAGAAAAACGUGUAUAAAGUUUCAAAAUACUUGCCAUUAAAAUUUAUAAUUUCGAUAACUAAAUUCAAUUUAUGUUUCGGCAGGUUUCUCUUUUUUCUAAUAUUUCUGAAUCAAGUACCCAUUUGUCUCAAUAUAUUCAACAUAUUCAUUUUCCUUAAUUUUAAUAUUUUCACCAUAUUCUGUGACACGCACGACUAAAUAAACUUCUACUUUAUUAUUUUCUCGAAUACUAUUUCAAAAUUUUAAGAGCAUGUUUUUAAAAUAUUGCACUACUGACACACG
Nomia melanderi (Alkali bee) is the source of this 3522-nucleotide messenger RNA. It is a transcript of the gene ZnT63C, whose product is annotated as solute carrier family 30 member 1. The record is from RefSeq and is a predicted model, not a curated record. Gene Ontology annotation, molecular function: zinc ion transmembrane transporter activity. Gene Ontology annotation, biological process: detoxification of zinc ion; intracellular zinc ion homeostasis; zinc ion transmembrane transport. Gene Ontology annotation, cellular component: membrane. Lineage: Eukaryota; Metazoa; Arthropoda; Insecta; Hymenoptera; Halictidae.